Molecule: messenger RNA, 390 nt
Organism: Prunus armeniaca (apricot)
Lineage: Eukaryota; Viridiplantae; Streptophyta; Magnoliopsida; Rosales; Rosaceae
Source: the annotation of a GenBank genome assembly
AUGUACAGCACAGCAGUUCCUCGGAUGGCAAAAUCUGGUUGCCAAGAGUAUUGCGGAAACGUCCUCAUCCCAUACCCUUUUGGAAUUGGAUCUAACAACGAUUGCUACUUAGACGACUGGUUUGAAAUCGAGUGCAGCAACAACCUGUCUUCUAAAACUACCAGCUCUGCUCCUCAUUACAAGCCUGUUUUGAAGCGAGCCCAACUGGAGGUGCUGAAUAUUUCUAUUGGAGGCUUGCUUCGGGUGAACAGCCCCGUUACCUUCUUCUGCAACGGAAAUGGAAGUAGCGAAAUGGCUAAUUUGACGGGCAGCCCCUUUCGUCUACUCUCAGGACAGAAACAGAUUCACUGCUGUCAGCUGCGGCUUCCUUGCCAUGAUGGAAUCAGCUGA